UUUUUUUAUCGAAAGGUUAAAGAUUUUCGCUGCUGCUCAAAAGCUCAUUUUAAAUGGCUUUAAAUAGUUGAAUAAAUACACAUUAAAGGCGAAAGUGUAAAGUAAACAUAAUAAUUGCUGGUUUGAGUUCGAAAACAAUGUUUUUAAAACAUUUGCCAGUCGUGUAAUUAAACUCAAGUAAGCAGCGCACGUACGCACAGACAUCCACACACACACACAUAAGCACACAGUCGCCACGAAAAACAAGUUCUUAAAAGGCAAACUAACACAAAGAAGCAACAGCUUGCAGUCUUCACUUGGGCUUUAUGAUGGGCACAAGCAGCGGCAUUAAAACUGAAGAGCCCCGUGCAAUGGGCUUGAAUCACCCAACCGGUAGCAGCAGCAACAGCAAUGCAGCAGCCGUUGCAGCCGGAAAUGCCGCUAGCUCCGCUGCAGCCGCCGCUUCCCUCUCAUCCGUGGAGCUGUGCCUUGUGUGUGGCGAUCGAGCGUCCGGCCGUCAUUAUGGGGCCAUCAGCUGCGAAGGCUGCAAGGGCUUCUUCAAGCGAUCCAUACGCAAGCAGCUGGGCUAUCAGUGCCGAGGGGCCAUGAACUGUGAGGUGACCAAACACCAUCGCAACAGGUGUCAAUUCUGUCGGCUUCAAAAGUGUUUGGCCAGCGGCAUGCGAAGUGAUUCCGUGCAGCACGAACGCAAACCCAUUGUGGAUAGAAAAGAUGGAAUCGUCUCUGGCGCAACGGGCAGCGUCUCUGGCUCCUCAAGCACUGCGGGCGCCUCCAGUGGCUCUGCGGCUGGCAAGUCCGGCUAUCAGCAGGUGCGUGUGAAGCAGCAGCAGCAACAUGCCUCGGCGGCAGCUGCGGCAGCCGCAUCGGCGGCUAGCGCUGCGUUGUUUCAGCAUGCAGCCACGCCCCCGGCCAGCACGGCAACAACGCCCUUUGGGCUAAGCGAGAAUCUAUUCCCCAUGAGCCUCAACUUUGCAGAGCUAACACAAACCCUGAUGCUCGCCACGCAGCAGCAACAACAACAGCAGCAGGCGGCAAGCAGCAAUGCGCCCAGUCACUGUUAUUCACCGGAACUGGCCAAGCCGGAACUGGACGAGGAUGAAGAUGAUUCGAUGGACAACAGCAGCACCUUGUGCCUGCAGCUGCUGGCCAAUAGCGCCAGCAAUAAUAAUUCACAGCAUUUAAACUUUAAUGCAGCAGCUGCCGCUGCCGCCGCUGCUGAUGCAACAGCGCUGCCCACACCCGCCACGGUUGGUCUCAUACAAAGCUCGAUGGACAAGCGUGCCAUAGACAAGGCGCUGCAACUGCUACAGCCCAUACAGCAGCAACUGGACAGGAAUCAAGGCGGCCAGAAUACAGCAGCGGCUGCGCUGAGCAUUAAACCCGAAUGCGAUUCGGAUGCGGAGGACAGCGGAACGGAGGAUGUUGAUGCCGAUCUUGUGGAGCACAUGGACUUGGACUUUGAAUACUGUAGUCGUGGCGAUUUUGUGGCUAACGAAGCAAUUUUUGCCCAGGAUCUGUUCGCGUCCGAGGCGCAGUGUGCGUUCCACGUGCAGCCGCCGGCACUAGUCCAUUCAUAUCUCAAUAUGCAUUAUGUAUGCGAAACGGGCGCCAGGAUCAUUUUUCUGACCGUGCACACGCUGCGCAAGGUGCCUGCCUUUGAGCUGCUGGACGCGCACACACAGAUGAAGCUGCUGCGUGGCGCUUGGCCCGCAUUGCUGGCUGUGGCCCUGGCCCAAUGCCAGCGCCAGUUGGCCGUGCCCACGAUCAUUGGACAGCUGGUGCAGAGCGUGCGCCAAGUGGCGGACAUUGAUAAAAUUGAGCCGCAAAAGAUUGCAAAGCUGGCGCAAAUAACGCGCACACUGCACGAUUUUGUGCAGGAGUUGCAGACACAGGAUGUGACAGAUCUGGAGUUCGGCCUGCUGCGUCUGGUGUUGCUCUUCAAUCCGCUGAUGCUGCAGCAGAACCGACGUGAGCGUUCACUGCGCGCCUAUAUAAAGCGGGUCCAGCUCUAUGCGCUCUCCACGCUGCGCCGCCAAAGCGGCGGCGAGGAGCGCGCGAAUGGACUGUUUGCUAGUCUCCUGCCGCUAAGCGUACUGGAGUCGGAGCUGACCGAGGAGCUGUUCUUUGCCAAUCUGGUGGGGCAAAUGCAAAUCGAUGCGAUGAUACCCUUCAUACUGAUGAUGUGCAACAGCAACGGGCUGUAGGCACCGCAGACACAAAGUAAGACUGAUGGGUGGCAGCAAGCGAGGGGGGUGGCAAACUUGCGCCUAGUGCGGACAAUACUUAGCUAUAGCUUAAACAUAAAUUAUAUAUUAAUACAUUAUUGCAUUAUA
Messenger RNA from Drosophila montana, 2333 nucleotides. It is a transcript of the gene Hr78, whose product is annotated as Hormone-receptor-like in 78. The transcript is spliced from 4 exons. Gene Ontology annotation, biological process: anatomical structure development; cell differentiation; regulation of transcription by RNA polymerase II. Bases 306 to 2204 code for a protein of 632 amino acids. NCBI's taxonomy places the organism in Eukaryota, Metazoa, Arthropoda, Insecta, Diptera, Drosophilidae. The record is from RefSeq and is a predicted model, not a curated record. Gene Ontology annotation, molecular function: zinc ion binding; nuclear receptor activity; RNA polymerase II cis-regulatory region sequence-specific DNA binding.